GCUAUUUGAACGCCGCUGUGUCAGAGUUCAGAAGUGCUCGCUGAUUCUCGCUCCUGCUGCUUUUACCGAGACUUUUCCUCGUUUUUCCGCCGCAGUUCCUUCUCUAAACAUGUCCAUGGAGCUCCACGCCGUGCACCCUGCCACCGAGAACCCGCACCCUAGGGUGCUGAAGGGCGGGCCCACCGCCCCGGCCGCGGGGAGAGCCGCCCUGGGAGAGAUCAGCAACCUGGCGGCCGUUAACACCCUGGCGGUGCCCAAGCAGAAGGGCGUCAGGAAGGCCGUGUCCCGGCCGGCGGCCCAGAAGAAGCUGGUCCCGGUCCAGGCCCCCAAGGCCCCGGCGGAGGCCCCGGACCAGCAGGACCCCCAGGACCUGGUCCCGGAGGUCCCAGACCUCCUGGCCCCCCAGGCCGACGAGGGGGGGCUCUGCCAGGCCUUCUCCCACGCCCUGCUGGCCACCGUGGAGGACGUGGACGAGCACGACGCCCACCUGCCCGAGCUCUGCGCCGACUACGUGAAGGACAUCUACGCUUACCUGCACACGCUGGAGGUCCAGCAGCCCAUCAGGCCCGACUACAUGCAGGGCUACGAGAUCACGGGGAGGAUGAGAGCUCUGCUGGUGGACUGGCUGGUCCAGGUCCACGCCAAGUUCCAGCUGCUGCAGGAGACGCUGUACCUGACGGUGGCUCUUCUGGACCGCUUCCUGCAGGUGUGUCCCACCUCCCGCCGGCGGCUCCAGCUAGCCGGCGUCACGGCCAUGCUGAUCGCCUGCAAGUACGAGGAGAUGUACGCGCCGGACGUGGGCGACUUCUCCUACAUCACAGACAACGCCUUCAGCAAAUCUCAGAUCCUGAAGAUGGAGGAGCAGGUUCUGAAGAGCCUGCACUUCCAGCUGGGACGCCCGCUGCCGCUACACUUCCUGCGCCGCGCCUCCAAGGUGGCCGGGGCCGACGUGGAGACCCACACCCUGUCCAAGUACCUGCUGGAGCUGACCCUGCUGGACUACAACAUGGUCCACUACCGUCCGUCUGAGGUGGCAGCUGCUGCUCUGUGUCUGUCCCAGCUGCUGCUGCGGGGCCGGGCCUGGUCGUCCGUGCAGCAGCACUACUCCUCCUACGACGAGCAGCACCUGAAGCCCAUCAUGCAGCACAUGGCCAAGAACGUGGUGAUGGUCAACGAGUCCAAGACCAACUUCCUGGCCGUCAGGAACAAGUACAAGAGUGAUAAGCUGCUCCGGAUCAGCCUGGUUCUGCAGCUCAAGUCCUCCCUGAUCAGGAACAUGGCGGCUCCGCUGCUGCAGGACUGAGACGAACGGAACCUUCACUGGCACUUUAUUACUCCUACGGGAGAUGAUGAUUACCUCCCCGUCCACGGGAGAUGAUUAUUACCUCCUCUACGGGAGAUAAUUAUUACUCCCCGUCAAGGAGAUACUCUACGUUUUUACAUAAAUGUGUUUUUAAGCUUUGACCCACCGGCUCCGGCUGCAGCCGGAGCCGGUGUUCCGGUACGACCGGCUGCAGCCGGCCCGGUGCUCCGGUACGACCGUCUGCAGCCGGCCCGGUGUUCCGGUACGACCGGCUGCAGCCGGCCCGGUGCUCCAGUACGACCGGCUUUGAUCUGUUUUUAUUUUUUGUGGUUCUGGUUUGAAUAAAUGUUUUAAUUAAG
Messenger RNA from Cololabis saira (Pacific saury), 1662 nucleotides. Its product is annotated as G2/mitotic-specific cyclin-B2-like. The coding region runs from base 110 to 1303 and encodes 397 amino acids. The record is from RefSeq and is a predicted model, not a curated record. Gene Ontology annotation, molecular function: cyclin-dependent protein serine/threonine kinase regulator activity. NCBI's taxonomy places the organism in Eukaryota, Metazoa, Chordata, Actinopteri, Beloniformes, Belonidae. Gene Ontology annotation, biological process: mitotic cell cycle phase transition; regulation of cyclin-dependent protein serine/threonine kinase activity. Gene Ontology annotation, cellular component: cytoplasm; cyclin-dependent protein kinase holoenzyme complex; nucleus. The transcript is spliced from 8 exons.